This is a messenger RNA of Procambarus clarkii (red swamp crayfish), 3770 nucleotides long. RefSeq names its product pancreatic triacylglycerol lipase. The record is from RefSeq and is a predicted model, not a curated record. Gene Ontology annotation, biological process: lipid catabolic process. NCBI's taxonomy places the organism in Eukaryota, Metazoa, Arthropoda, Malacostraca, Decapoda, Cambaridae. Gene Ontology annotation, molecular function: lipase activity.
CGCGGGGUCGUAUUCCGGGGAACAUAGGAUUAAGGACUUUCUGGCCAGAAACGCUACGCGUACUAGUGGCUGUACAAGAAUGUAAGAACUUGUAUAUAUUAAAAUAAUAAAAAAAAAUCGUUGGUGCUAGAGAGCAGCCAGGAUGGGGAAUGUAGGUACUGUAUGAGGAAUAAUUGGUCGUGGGAGGAGCGAUAAUUGGUAAGUGAGGGUAUCUUAAUUUGCAACUAUCAAUUUGAAUGUGAAGGGGAAGGUGGUUGGUGGGGGCACGUGGGGGCAGGUGAGGUAGUGGACUACCUGGCACACACCACAGUAAACAAACGUAGUUUGGUGGUGGCCAUGUCAAGUGGCAGUAUUGUUCAGGGUGUUGGCAGGUCCUCAAAUUGAUGCGAGCGACAUUGAAACGGCCAUAUUGUUUACUUAACUAUGUAGAUUGUCAAGGAAGAACAGGGUGUGGUGCCUGCCAAAACUACAGUGUCUGGUCUCCCAUGGGCAGCCCAUGAGCGAGGCGGGUGUUGGGGAGAGUAGCAGCAGCAGCAGCAGCAACAACAAUAAUAGAGGCUCUCCACCGGAGGCCAAUAUGGAUUCCCCAUGGCCCCUCUCUCUCCGUACUAUAGCUGCAACUUUCAGUGUCUUCAUGGCCGUCCUGGUCUUCCAUCCCAGUCUUGUGAACUUCUUGGUGAGCAGUGAAGAAACCUCCAUCACCCUCAACAAUGUUCAGAACUUCUUUCUUUGGACCAGACGUCACAAAGCUGCACAAGAGUUGGAAGUGGGGUCACAUGCAUCUCUGGCAGCUACUCGCUUCUACCCACAUCGCACAUACAUAAUCAUCCAUGGUUUCCUUGGAUCUGGCACUGAUGGUUGGAUAAUCUCUAUGAAGGAUGCUCUGCUGAGUCGUGAGGACUGUAAUGUGAUUAGUGUCAACUGGGCAGCAGGGUCAUUGACUGCUGAAUACUAUAUGAUACGGGUACGGGUGCCAAGUGUGGGAGAGGACGUUAGCAAGCUUCUUGUAUUUCUCCAGCAUGCAGCAGGCUUGACUCCAGACCUUGUACACAUCAUUGGACAUUCUCUAGGAGCUCAUGCAGCAGGAUUUGCUGGAAAAAAGAUGAAUGGUACACUGUCAAGAAUUACAGGUUUGGACCCUGCUGGCCACAUGUACCACCAGGUUGAUUCUGCUGAUCGUCUAUACAAAACAGAUGCUGCCUUUGUAGAUGUCAUCCACACUCACGGCUGUACUACUCUCCUUAGCCAGUGGACGGAUUGCUAUGGCAUCGAUGAAAACCUGGGUGAUGCAGAUUUCUGGCCCAAUGGUGGGGAGCGGCAGCCUGCUUGUGCCGAGGGUGGCGACGGCCCUUCUGCUGUCAAGGAUGGCAGUAGCUGUGACCAUGGAAUGGCUUAUGUACUGUAUACAGAAAGUAUUAUAUACAGUGCAUCUACAACUCAUUUCCUUGCACGGCCAUGUAAUUCAUGGAAAAUGUACAACACCCGCAUCUGUCCAUGCAGUUAUCCUUCACAGUAUAUGGGAUUCAAUGUCAACCCAAAGUUUGGUGCAUGUGGCAGUAUUAAUGACCUUAAUGAUAAUACUGGUAAUGCUGGCAUUAGUGCAACAAUACGUUGGUAUCCCUGUUGUGACAAGGCUAAGAGUGGUACUAGGAAUGGAUGAAGGUGAUUGGCAAGGUUUUAAAGGGAGUCCAUCCUCACAGUUGCUGGCUGCAGGAGACAAGGUUAUUACCUAAAUCACCACCUCAUGAAGGUCAAACAUUAAGUCUAUUCAGCCAGGUGACACUAUUAGCAUUUAUUGCUUUCUUUUAUUAUUAAUAAUAGAAAAAGGCUUGUACAAUAUGCAUCAUUGAGGUACAUUUGUUUUUUAUUUUACACCAAGUUUGUAAACUGUGCUUGAUCCUUCAGUGAAAGAAACUUAAAUAUCGUAAGUUUUUGAAAAUCUCUCUUUUUUUUUUUAUUUACUACUAGCUAAUUUAAAUUUAAGUAAAGAAGGGUUAGCUGCUAGAUAAUGCAUACUGCACAGUUCUCCUUAACCACUGUGCUGCACCAACCGAGAAAACUCUUUUAAUAUUUCGUACCAAUUCCAAAUGCAAUCGCUGUAGGUUGUGUAUGAAAUGGGCUCAUGGGACCUCCAGUGAGAGGCAACCAUCUUGGGAAAAUAUCUCGGAAUGUCCUAGGGCUGCUGGCUUGCUUAGUACCGACUUAACAACCAUGGGUGGCUCACGUGCCUCUGGCUCCCAAACGCCUAUCCGACGUGGUGUUGAAAGAUCGCUCUGUCGGUGAAAUUCAAUAAGGUGCAGUAAGGACCUAAUACAAGGGUUGGAUGCAAGUGAUACAGCACCGAUGACGAUGAUACAGAGUGCAUAUCCAGUAGUAGCUGAGCACCAUUCAUGCUCACCCGUUAUCAUCUCCAAUUUUUAUAGAUGAUACAUAGAAGAAUCGUUUUCUGGGUUCAGUGAUGAUGUAUCCGAUACAAGUAGCAUAGAUGAACAGUGUUAGCAGCUUCUGUUGUGGUGUUUUCCAUAGAUCUUUCAAGAAUAGCUGAAUCUCUUCCAGAAUACCUUACAAUUUAUUUUUAUUUAUUUUAUAUAUAUAAUAAUUUUUUUUUUAUAUAUAUAAAAUUUAAUCUUAAUUUUUAUAUUAAAACCCCUCUACAAUAUACUGUAUAUAAAAAAUUUUGUGAGGGUACCACCUCUGGUGUCAAUGUGGGGACCCUUAGCCUUGGAGAAGAAAAUAAAAAGUAUUCAGAGAAGACCUUAUGGUUUCUCGCUGAACACUAAUAUUAUCUUCUCGUACCACACGAAGGUACAUUGCAUUUAUACAAGUACACAGCAUGAUGUGUUUACAUUCUUUUAAAGCCACUAGCAUGCUCAGUGUUUCGGGCAGGUCCUUAAUCUAACAGAUAAUAUUAAGUGGGUAAUUUCUAGCAAAAUUUUGUAAAAUGUUAACAGGUUCAUUUUGCAAGCGAUCUUUUCCCUAAUCUUUUCAAGACUACCUUACACUUCACAAGCUUGGCUACAUACCACCUACAGGUACUAAAGCCAAGGGUGAACAUACCUUUAGGUGUUUACGGGGCUUAGCGUCCCCGCGGCCCGGUCGUCAAGCAGGCUUCCUACGACUGCAUUGAGCUACAACGCUCUUAUUUCCCAUUGAGUUUAGACACUCAAGAUUCCCCAUCGAACCGCCACACUCCCGCAUCAAGCUCGGCGACUCCGGUCUCACUGGGCUCUGCUCUGCUCCAAGCUCCAUCUCAACAUCUACGAUAAUGCCAACAACUGACUACUGUAAUCAAGGCUAAAUAAAUAUGAAACCCACUAAACACUAUGUAUCUAAUCUACCCAACAAUGUAACAUAACUGUACGUUACAUUUGUGACCCUGGAGUGUAUUUAUAUAGUAUAUAUAUAUAUACUAAUGUAAUAACAUACAAGUGUGUUAUUUACAAGCACACAGAACGAAGAAACAGGAAACUAAAAUCUGUUUGUACCUGGAGCAACGAGAGCAGAGUCGCACUGUGUACCGUGGACUGCUUCAUUGAUUAUCACUCGUCCGAAAUACUGAGUGUUACUGUGUAAAUAGUGUGUGAAACUACAUAUUGUAAUUUUAGUGAAUUUUGAACGAGUAAUAUUGCGCCAAGAAACAUUGUGGACACGUUACUGAUGUAUAUCACAGUUCCCUGGAAUAUUACAAACGUUCUACUGUGUACAUAUUGUAAAGGAUACAAAUAUGCAUCAUAUACAAUAAAAAAAAAAAAAAAAAAAAAAAAAAAAAA